AGCAGGCAGGCAGAGAGUGCACUGCUCAUCCUUUCAGUUUUGUCAGUGUAUGGGAAUGCUGGACAUCAACACACAGCGAGGGAUUCGGCCGAAAGCACUCCUCCUUGGCGUCUGAUCCCUGCUGCUUUCACCCCUGGUUGGGAGAUACAGAUGUCAGAAGCCAAUACAGACAAGGUAAAAAUCAAACCAGCAGAAAGUUUUGAACAUGACAAGCAAAAUAUUUCUUGGCUGAAGAAAGACAGCUGCACCAGCUCCCUGCCUCUCCCGGUGCUCCCUGGGGUGACUCCAAGCAGUGAGGACCAGCCAGAUAACCAUUUUACAAAUGAAAAACAUACAGAUGAAAAGCCUAUGAAAGACAUGGUUAUGAGCUCUGUCACAGAAUUCAGCAUCACAGGUGCCUCAUCAAAGGGUACCAAAAAUGAGAAGAAAUUCUCAGAUGCCAGCACAUCAUCCAUUGCUUCCCUGGAGAAAUGCAGAGAAUUCACUUACAUUGAAGAUGACGCAUCAGUACAUCAGAGAGACAGUGAUGAUGAAUGUGCGACACUUAUCCUGGCCUGCUUGUUCUGCCAGUUUUGGGACUUUCUUAUAAUGCUGCCUGAUACCUGUGAACAUUGGCUGAUAGAUACCUGUUGUCCAUCCAAUAGAUACUACCAGACCUCAGAUGAAGACCACGCCAACAAUGACUGCAACUGUGACUGUGACAUUGAUUGCAGCCUUUUUGAGUCCUGCCACGAGACUGGUGAAUGCCUGGAACUUGCCAUGGAGAUUUCUGAAGUCUGCUAUCGCUAAUAGGGAAAUAAUUGGCAAAAUCCCUCAAAACUACCUGAAAGUAAACUGACAGAGUACAAAGGAGGGUUUGUUGGGGUUUUUUUUAGAGAUAACAAUAAUAACUAGAGUGUUUGCCAACCAGGACUAUGUGCAUCAGGCUGCUCCCACCCUGGAGGUCUGUAUACAUGUACUAUUUUGGUUGUGUGAUUUCACAAACUGCUGAAACCAAUAAAGGGUUUAAAGAAGACCAAAAAGGGUCUUCUCCUUUGCUGUAGACAACAACAGAAUUCCUAAGUGCCAAGAGUGCUCAAUGCUUUACCCACUGUCAGUCCAAGGCUUUUAUAAACCUCCAAUUGCUUUAAACAUGGAUUUCCCCAUUCAUAAACACAGGACAAAUUAGGAUGUUAUUUUAGGACUGAUAUAUAUUAGUUCAUCUUCCUAAUGGAUUCAUACCUAAACAUAUAUUACACAUUGUUGGUUAUUAUUAAUAAUGUAUGAUAUAGCAUCAUUUUGUAAUUAAAAAUUUAUUUAUUCAAUCUCUUAAAACACACUUAUACACUCAGUUUAGGUAGAAAAGAAAAUUAAAUGAAUUAGAAACCAUGCUAGCAGUAAUUACAGCAAAUGUCUCUAAAAAUCUCCAGUGAAUUUUGUAGAGGAAGCAUUUUAACAGGGUAGUGCAAUUCGACAGUGUAUUAAUGUGCGUGCCUAUGGUUAUGUAAUAACAGGUUAUGCCUAUUGUUCAUUAGUUAUAGGAAAGGGCUCCUUAAGUGUAAUUAGCCUAAAUGGGAAUUGACUGCACGCUUCCAGAGGAUAAUUACCCCGUGGAUAGCCAGUAACUCCUUUGCCUGAUUUUCAUUUGUAAGAAUUCUGCAAGCAGCAGAAUAUUGCCACCCAUUCUAGCGGAAACAGGCAUCUCCACCUGCGCACAAAAGAUUGCAAAAUGACAGUAUCUAUCCUGGCUGUGCAUUCAAAACUCCCUCUAUUUCUUUUCUGAUGGCAGGUCUGAUUAAUAAAAUGGAAAUACAUAUUUCACAUUACACAUAUGACAACAAAAGCAUGUAAAUUCAGCUGCCUGAGGGUGCAGAAUGCACGUACUAAGCACAGAGGAAAACACAGUGUUGCUUGCUCACAUUAGAUAUUAAUAGACUAACACCAAAGACAGUGUUUGCUUUGUAUAGGCACUGAAACUUCUUCCUAAACCCCACUGAUCUCAGUGCAUAAGUGUGUGAGGAAUCCCAGACAAGAAUCCUGAAUAAGAUGCUGGGGUACUCAGCAUUGUUAAAAUCAUUGGACUCACUUGUUUAAUAAUCCGAGUUUCAAAUCUGUGUUCCUAACAAAUGAAUAUUUAAUUGAAACACAAAUUUAUGUGAAUUUCCUGCUUUUUUCCCCCCAAGUUCUGGAAAAUUCAUGUUUUCAAAAAGUCAGUAAGUAAGAAGUAGGUAGAACUACUAAUGAUCUUAUCUUACAAAGGUUAGCGACACAAGGCCAACAAACAUUAGAAAUGCAAAGAGAAGGUCAGCACACCUUGUUUCUGUGCUCCUUCCAGAACAUCAAUGGGGAUUCCUAGUUUUAACUGAGAUACAACAUUAUGAGUUGUAGUCACCUGAAGGAACAAAGUCAUUAGUCUUUAAUUGCCGCACCCGUGCUAGCUGGCCUGCUCUGUCUGGACCCAGCCCCAGAAAGCACUAACCAUUCCUAUCCCAGAGGAUCUGGUUUUGCACACCCUGGGCUGGGAAAUGCUGAGUGUUAAUGCUCCAGUUUGCACUCUCCCACAGAUUUUGACCUUAAAUUUCUCAACAGUGAGUCUCACGACUAAACUCUCAGCACAAUUUAUCAGGACAUCUUAUCAGAGGCUUGGUUAAUUCCACUUUCCGUCAUAGCUUGCUCUCAACAAAGUGGCAACAGGGCACCUAUGAAUAAAGACACUAACCCAAAGCAUUUUAGAGUGAGAAAAGGGGGAAAUUUGCACCACAUACCAUUUCAUAGAGAAGUACCAAUAGAAAUGCAUGCUGGCCAUUCUUGUUCUUGAUGCUGCUGUCUAAAAGGGUAGAUUUCGUAUACAAAUGGCUGGAAGGAGCCCAAGAGAGGAAACCAGAGGGUGGCAUAUUUCAGAAUGCUGCCACUGAGGGAUGCGGAGAUAGGGAAUUUGUCUUGCAAACCAGAAUGUCUCCUUCCAGCUCUGAGCCUUUAAGGUAAUACAUACUGACCACUCUGGGAUCAACCAUGGCAAGUGAGGUCUCCAUAUAUCAGCUAUGCAGCUGAAUUAAGGAAUCCUGGCACAAACA
Messenger RNA from Pezoporus flaviventris, 3053 nucleotides. RefSeq names its product MyoD family inhibitor domain containing 2 (gene MDFIC2). The record is from RefSeq and is a predicted model, not a curated record. The transcript has 5 exons. Lineage: Eukaryota; Metazoa; Chordata; Aves; Psittaciformes; Psittacidae. Bases 151 to 789 code for a protein of 212 amino acids.